AGGAGCUAGCAGAGUGCGGCUGAGCCGAGCCGAGCCGAGCAUCACAACUCGCAUACGAAGAAACGGGCAAACGCAGCACUUUUACCAUCCCCGAUUUCCGACUGGGUUCUGGCCUACGUGCAAAAACAUGCCUGCUGCGAGAAAUUGAUAUGGACUGUCGUUGAAACGGCUUACCUUUUGGAAGUGGACCGUCGCUUAGCAGGCAGAGGAGCUGCUCGAUUGUUUCCUGCGCCAAGAACUGUCAAGACAUGGUCAUUACACCACCGCAUCUGUGAUGACAACCGAGCAUCAAGUAAGUGGCUAAUCUGCAGAUCUACCAUGUCCCAAUCGCAGCGAGGCGCGCACGGCCGCGCCAUGAGCUCUGAGGAGAAGAACCCCGGGAUGGUCAACAAAACCUCCACGCCGGUACACAAGAGCGCGUCGUCCUCAUCCUCAUCCCAACGUGACAGUCGGCAGGAGGCAGACAGCUGGGAAAUCAUCGAGGGGCUGAAAAUCGGUCAGAGCCACGUCCAGAGGCCAGAUAAACACGAAGGUUUUAUGCUGAAGAAGCGGAAAUGGCCUCUGAAAGGCUGGCACAAGCGAUUUUUUGUUUUGGACAAUGGUAUGCUGAAGUAUUCCAAGUCCCCUAUUGAUAUCCAGAAAGGCAAACUGCAUGGCAGCAUCGACGUCGGCCUCUCUGUGAUGUCCAUCAAAAAGAAGGCUCGCCGUAUCGACUUGGACACCGAGGAGCAUAUCUAUCACCUCAAGGUGAAAUCCCAAGACAUCUUCGACGUCUGGGUGUCCAAGCUACGACAUCACCGCCUUUACCGACAGAACGAGAUCGUACGAUCUCCUCGGGACGCCUCCAUGCGGAUGUUCCCUUCGUCUGCCGUCGCAGAGUCCCCGCAAGCGGCUUCGAGCGUCGGACAUGACGCCAAGCAUGCGAAAGGCAGCGGGUCGCCAUGGCAAACAUCAGCGACCACCCACAGCAGCUUGCCCAUCUCCUACAGCAACGGUCAGAGCAAGGUGGCCGCCUGGCUGCAAGAAUCCGAGGAGAUGGACAAAUGUGCAGAAGAUCUUGCUCGAUGCCAGUCCAACCUGACUGAGUUGAGUGGACUCUUGAAGAGUUUGGAGAUUCUACAAAGGACUCAGUCGGCACCUAACUUUGCAGAUAUGCAGACCGCUUGCGUAGAAUUGUCAAAGAAAGAAAAGCGCAUGAACAGAAGAUGGAGGACAAAAAGUGUCGGCAAAGAUGCUAAGUUCCAGCUUCAGGUCCCGCUGUCAUCCAGCAUGUCGCCUGUCCGCCUCCACUCAUCCAACCCUAACCUCUGCGCCGAGCUGGGGGACUUCCAAGCUCCCGCUUCCCGGCUGACAGACAGCGUUGAGUCCACCUGCGACUACAUUAAACUACAAGAGGAAUUCUGCACCAUUGCCCAAAAAGUCCACACUCUGCUCAAGUCGGCCUUCAACACGGUAGCCAUAGAAAAAGAAAAGAUCAAGCAGAUUCUGUCGGACCAAGACCAGUCCGACCCAUCGACCCAGAUCCACUCCCUCAGGAAGUCUCUGUCACAGGCCAUGACCCAAAACGCAGAACUACGAACCCGGUUGAACCGCAUCCACUCAGAGUCUGUCCUGUCGGAGCAAGUCGUCAGCGUGAAUAUCAUUUCCACUCCUGAUGAGGUAGUAGAGCAGAUGGGAAUCCCGCUGACUCAGCAGGCCUCUAAUGAGAGCCGGCUCUCCAUGUCGGAGUCUGUUUCUGAGUUUUUUGACGCCCAGGAAGUGCUCCUAUCGGCCAGCUCGUCAGAGAACGAGGGUUCAGACGAUGAGUCAUACGUCAGCGACGUGAGCGAUAACAUCUCAGAGGACAACGCCAGCGUGACCGACAACGUUUCCAGACAAAUGGCUAACGGAGACUUUGCCGGCUGUGCCUUCCGUAACGGACGGCGCAGCUGUCUACCGGCGCCCAGCCCCGACACGGGUAACAUCAAUUUGUGGAACAUCUUGCGAAACAACAUCGGCAAGGACCUAUCCAAAGUCUCCAUGCCCGUGGAGCUCAACGAGCCUCUCAAUACGCUGCAGCGCAUGUGUGAAGAGAUGGAGUACAGCGAGUUGCUGGACAAGGCUGCUGAGACGGUGGAUCCCUUUGAACGCAUGGUUCUGGUCGCCGCCUUCGCUGUCUCAGGCUACUCAUCCACUUACUACCGAGCAGGAAGUAAGCCAUUCAACCCACUCCUCGGAGAGACGUACGAAUGUAUAAGAGAGGACAAGGGCUUCUGUUUUUUCUCAGAACAGGUAAGCCACCACCCUCCCAUCUCCGCCUGCCACUGCGAGUCCAAGAAUUUCACCUUCUGGCAAGAUGUGAGAUGGAAAAACAAAUUCUGGGGGAAAUCAAUGGAGAUCUUGCCAAUUGGGACAGUGAGCCUUAUGAUUCCCAGGUUUGGAGAUCACUACGAAUGGAACAAAGUCACCACGUGCGUCCACAACAUCCUCAGCGGGCGUCGGUGGAUCGAACACUACGGCGAGAUCACCAUCAGGAACACAAAAAGCAGCGCUUGCCUCUGCAAACUCACUUUCGUCAAGGGGAACUACUGGAGUUCUAAUGUUAAUGAGAUCCAAGGAUUUGUGAUGGAUCAGGAAGGGAAAGUCAUCCAUAGGCUUUUUGGAAAAUGGCACGAGGGGGUUUACUGUGGCGUCCCACCUUCUGCCAAAUGUAUCUGGAGGCCAGGCUCCAUGCCCACAGACUACGAGCUAUACUACGGCUUCACCAGGUUUGCCACUGAACUCAACGAACUUUGUCCCGAUCUUAAAGACGUCCUGCCGCGAACGGACGCACGCUUCAGACCCGAUCAAAGGCACUUAGAAGAGGGGAACUUGGAGCUGGCCUCUUCCGAGAAGCAGCGAAUUGAAAACCUGCAGAGGACCAGGAGGAAGUGGAAUGAAGAUAAUAAUAUCAAACAGGAGCCCCGCUUCUUCAAGAAAGUGGUUGACGCUAAUCACAGGGAACGAUGGGUCUCCAACAACUUAUACUGGGAGCUGCGCAAGAACCCUGGUUUCAUCAACAUGGAGCCCACAGUGAGCCUGUGGUAACACACGGCCCUUUGCUCCGCUCUCCACAUUCAGCGUCUGACUGCACACUUAAGAUGUGAGGAGACUCAUUAAAACAAGCACUUGGACGCGAGCGACAACCCCCCCCCCCCCAUUGAAGGAAACCUCACGGUCACCUUCACCGUCCUUCCAAAGGUUAUGUCGAAUUUUACUCAGCUUCUCUAACGACUCCCAAGUCGGCCUUAAACGCGGACGCCCAUACUUAGCUACGACCACAUGCAUGCUUAGAGAGCUUUCACUGGCUUCCAGCCAUACUUAUUACAUCGUUAAUGUUGUAGAAAAAUAGAUAUUUUUAUAAAAUAUCUCGGCAGAUUUUAUUUAUUUUUUGCCUUUUAAUACGGUUUGUGCCGGGGAACAAGUUGUCAAACCACACAGCUGAGGAACUAUUGACAUGUGAAUAUGUUCAGCUGAGCCCACCCCCACACGCGUCACACACAUUUUCUAUUACUAACCACUUAUCAACUGUGGCUAAAUCUGGAGCACCCCAAUCCAAAUUGCUUUGACGUCAGAUCCGAGAGAGAGGUCCUGGCAAACAGUCUCAUUCAUUCAUUGACUGAAAAAAACUUCGGGUCAAUAUAUUGAGUAGAAAACAUCACAUUCAGGCAGCUACUUGGUCAACCCCGAAACAGCAGCGCCACCUAUUGCUCAUUUAAGGAAAAUACUGCUUCUGCUACCUUAAUAGUAACUAGCCUCUAAAACUGAGAGAGCCACAACAUUGGGCAAUUUGUUUCAACACUUUUGCUGACAAACAAAACAAAGACAAUUAUUGCUUAUCAUAUAUCCACUUUCUCCCCACAACAAGUAUUUGGUUUCACUUGCUGUGCCUUAAUGCAUUUAAGAAUGACCACACACACACACACACACACUGCUGGUGAGAAGUUGUACCAUUCGCACCAAUCUGCAUCUGAUGAUUAAGCCAAAGGAACAACUUGUGUUCUUGCCAAAUAUCUUUGACAGUUGAUGUAAACGAAGCUCUUUGCUAUGCUACCAUCCAACAACACGCCAACUGAAGCAACUGUAAAUACAGCAUAUCUGGAACCCUGAAAAUAGGGGCCGUCCAUCUAUCCACUCUCUGUAGCGUUUGUCCUUAUUGGGGUCACAAGGGAGCUAGAGUCUACCCCAGCUGACUUCGGGCGAGAGGUGGGCUACACCCUGGACUGGUUGCUGGCCAAUGGUGUGAGGACUCCAUGUGGUGGUGUGUGUGUUUGAGUGACACUGCAGCACAAGGGGAAAAUAGAAUGGACAAACAAGAUGUUUUUAUUUAUAAAAAAAAAAAAAAAAAACAGCCCUCCAUCUAUGUUCUACCUGCAUGUGUAGCCUGCCAAUGAUUGUUGCAGAUGCCUUACAGAAAGGUUCUGUUUUUGUCGUGGACCGCACCGCGUCCGCUCGGUUCCCUGAUGGUACCUUCUUUCAAAAGUGCAAUUGAAACUAAAGUACAUAUCUUUUCAUCAACACUGUACACUGCUGCUACAUAGCGCUUGGACUAAUAAAACCGGACCUUCCGUG
This is a messenger RNA of Syngnathus typhle (broad-nosed pipefish), 4590 nucleotides long. RefSeq names its product oxysterol binding protein-like 6 (gene osbpl6). NCBI's taxonomy places the organism in Eukaryota, Metazoa, Chordata, Actinopteri, Syngnathiformes, Syngnathidae. Gene Ontology annotation, cellular component: cytosol; plasma membrane; intracellular membrane-bounded organelle. Gene Ontology annotation, molecular function: cholesterol binding. Bases 319 to 3066 code for a protein of 915 amino acids. The record is from RefSeq and is a predicted model, not a curated record. The transcript is spliced from 23 exons.